Molecule: messenger RNA, 2778 nt
Organism: Coffea eugenioides
Lineage: Eukaryota; Viridiplantae; Streptophyta; Magnoliopsida; Gentianales; Rubiaceae
Product: nuclear pore complex protein NUP85
Exons: 18
Coding region: 49-2196 (715 amino acids)
Biological process (GO): positive regulation of DNA-templated transcription; mRNA export from nucleus; protein import into nucleus
Cellular component (GO): nuclear pore outer ring
Molecular function (GO): structural constituent of nuclear pore
Source: RefSeq, a predicted model, not a curated record
AGUCAAUCAAGCUAAGGCCCUGAGGGUCUAAUUGUUUCUCCGGCGAAGAUGCCCGGAAUGACAUCAGAUUCCGGAGACCACUCCAAUUCCGUCGUCCCGAUAUCCCCAAACCCCCAGCCUACAACCUAUCCUCUCCACCACGGCCUUAAACCCCCAAUCGCUCGACUCUCAAUUUCAUGGGCGCGUGGAAACACGCUUCGCGUCACUGUUCUCCGUCAACCUCAGCCGUCUGCUGCCAACGGCGAGGAAGAAGCCGGCGGUAGAGUUUUGGAAGUGAAGCUCAGCGACAACGGGGACGGCGAAAUUGACGAUGCUCAGUGGCGGAGGAUCGCCUACGGCUCGGUAACUCCAUUUGCGCUGCUUCAGAGCCGGAAGAAUUCGACUUCGACUUUGUCGAAAAUCUCAGCUUUGGACAGUACAGAAUGGUGGCAAUACAUUAUGGAAUAUAGUAGGGAGAUAAAUUCUCUCCUUGGUAACCCAAAGCCGUCUCCUAGUUUAGCCAUUGAAGAUCAAAAGACAGUGCUAAAGGAUGUCCAAAAGCCAACAUGUUUCAAAGCUGCCUGGGAGCUGAUGGAAAUAUUUUAUGCAGACCAGCACUCUCAAGCUUGGAUCCCUGAAAGGCUUCUUGAUUGGUUGGCUGAUUACGAUUGUCUAUUCUCUGGUACUCAGCCAACUGUCCAUUCAGAACUUGUAAACUUUCAAAAGGAACUGGUCACUCGGCAGGCAGUUGAAGAUCACCCCAAGUAUUGGGAAGCAAUAUCAUCAACAUUGGCAAUUGGCUGGCUGGAAAUUGGGGUGAAAUUGCUGCGGUUGCAUGGAUCAUAUGACUUUGAUCAGCUCGGGAGUCGUGAAACUGAAAAUGGAUUAGUGGAAGCAGUCGCUGUGCUUAUAUCAAAGAUGCCACGUUUGCGCGCUGAUCUGGGAGCAGACAAAUUAGGCGAAUGUUAUAAGAACAAGCCUGAUUUUGUGAAGGCUUGGGAGAAAUGGCGAGCACAAAUAACUAAGCUGGACUGCAGUGCAUUUUGGCUUCAAUGUGAGCACCACCAGACAAGGGACGGGCUGAAAAAUAUACUUCAAACCAUGCUUGGAAACUCCACUAGUUUGUCCAAUGCAACAUUUCAUUGGAUGGAGUUGUACAUUGCUCAUUUUUUGUACAUCAGACCCUUCACUGCUGGUUUAGAAAGCAUGUACAACUUAGCUCAAAAGUGCAUGCAGAUAAAACCAGUUUCUGGUCACCAUAAAUUGAUUGGACUUCUAAUUGGAAUUCUUGGCGAAAAUCCAGAGGUUGUCUUAGCAGAGUGCUCAAAAUCAUUUGGCUCCUGGAUGAUGGCACAUGCUGCAGAAUUGUUGACAGCUGGGAACAUUCAAGCUGAAAUGCUUUUGCAGAAGGAACAAUUUCAAUUGGGGGGAAUCUGCAUUGAGGAGCUGAAUCGACUUGUAUAUGCCCAAGUUCUAUCUUCUCAUGCCUUGACUUGGCAGAUCGCUCCAAUAUAUUUGUCUUCCUGUAUGAAACAAGGAAUGGGUUUGUUGGAGACAGUAUUGAGCAAGCAAGCCCUACAACAUGAUCAAGUACUUCUAAAGAGCAUAGAGAUUUGCCGCCUUUACGAACUUGGAACUGUUAGUUCUAACCUGAUGAAGAUAACUGCAGUGCAUGAUUGGAAACAUGGAAAGAAAGGUUCAGGAGUCUUCUGGCUUCAGCAAGCUCGAGAUGAAGUCCGUUUAAAUAGAAUUGCAAAGCAUUUGUUUGAUUUUGUCGGAAAGUCAUUAUCUGAUGAAAGUUUCAAGCAAUGGGAAAGACUUAUUGAAUUGCUAGGACCUGAGUCAGGGAUUGCUGGGGGACUCGAGUUUUUGAACAAGUACAGGGAAUUUAGGCGUUCUCUUCAGCAGGUUCACAGUGGAACAGCUACUGAUGCUGCUCAGAGAGCUGCUGAAGCCCUUAUAUCACUUAUGAAAAACCCCUCUACACCUCAGAGAUUUUGGCUGCCUAUUCUACAUGAUUCGUUGAAAUUGUUUAACUGGGCAGGGCGUCCAUUGCUUAAUGUCUCACAGACUAAUGUGUUGUUGAAUAAACUGCAAGAGUUGUCAAUGGCAAGAUUGCGGCCAGAUUUUGUCAAUGCUGACUUGCCACCUGAAGCCUUGAACUCUGUCAGAUUAGCUAUUGCCACUAAUCUUGGACGUGCUAUUCUUGAGGAGUGACACCAGUGAUUUGCUGCAUUUUCUCCUUGUAGAGUUGGUGGCGCUUUUCUGGAUCAUCCUGUUUGUGGGCUGGGUUCAUUAAUUGUGUACCUCAUAAUCUACUUUGGCGAGUGAUCAUUGACAGAAUUGUUAUGCCCAGAGAUGUAAUAAUUUCCUGCCGCAGAGAUAUCUAUAUCCAAAGCUAUCUCCACUGUGGAUUUUCAAGGUCACCGAUUGUCCAUGCUCUUGGGAAAAUGGAGAAGAGAAAGGACACUGGUUCAUACCUGCACUAAUUGAUUUGUGACUUGUGUUGGAUGAUCAUUAUGUGCUGAGAAUGUUGCUACUGUGCCUCAAAAAGAAGGGACCUUUCAACGUAAAAUUACUCUUAGAUUACAGGAUUAGAAGUUGGUUUUGCUCAGUGUGAUGAGAUGUAUGGUGACUGAAUUGGUCUGAGGUGAAGGUUCCCUGUGUACCAGUUGACGCUAUUGUAAGUUUGUAGCAAUACUGUAGAGAUUAACCCCUCUCAUUGUACAUUCUUUUUUAGUACAAGCCACGUGUUACUUUUCAAAUUGAACACACAGUGCUGCAGUAUUUGAUUUUGUA